Messenger RNA from Spea bombifrons (plains spadefoot toad), 7489 nucleotides. It is a transcript of the gene COL11A1, whose product is annotated as collagen type XI alpha 1 chain. The transcript is spliced from 67 exons. The record is from RefSeq and is a predicted model, not a curated record. Lineage: Eukaryota; Metazoa; Chordata; Amphibia; Anura; Pelobatidae. Bases 319 to 5811 code for a protein of 1830 amino acids. Gene Ontology annotation, molecular function: extracellular matrix structural constituent.
GGCUGUGGAAGGCUUAAAGAUCCAGUAGUGGGGUCUUAGCCCAGCCCUCUGACGGUGGGACUUUAGGAGGAGAGAGAGAGCUUUGCAUUUUCAUUAAAGCCCACAAACCUUCUUCAGUCUGUAGGCAGGGGACUGGGGAGGAACACAUCUCAGCAGGGCAAAGGAGAAGAAAAAGCCACCAAAGCCCCCCUCCCCCUGAGAGACUUUCUUUCUCCUUAUGGCUGUGUAGUGAUCACCUCCCGGACUAUUGGAAGGAGUUGGUGCUGUAGAUUGAAUCCUGAGGUUUCUUAUCUUCUGGGGGGUUCCCAGUUGUUGGAGAUGUGGAACACAAGGUGGAAAACGAAACGGAGGUUGUGGGAUUCGUCCCUCAGCUCCCUCACUCUCAUCACUUUGACUUUCCUUCUCCAAGCUGCAGAGGUCAGAGGAGCUGGACCAGUCGAUGUACUCAGAGCAUUAGAAUUUAACAGUUCACCAGAAGGUGUGUCAAGAACAGCAGGGUUUUGCACGAACAGAAGGGCAUCCAAAGGGGCAGACACAGCAUACAGAGUCCAGAAACAUGCCCAGCUUAGUGCUCCCACCAAGCAACUAUUCCCAGGAGGAUCAUUCCCAAAAGAUUUCUCAAUCCUGCUUACAGUCAAGCCAAAGAAAGGCCUGCAGACAUUCAUUCUGUCAAUCUACAAUGAACAGGGUGUACAACAAUUGGGAGUGGAGGUCGGAAGGUCCCCUGUCUUCCUUUAUGAAGAUCAGCAUGGAAAACCCACCCCUGAAGAAUACCCCAUUUUUAGCACUGUCAACAUUGCAGACGGAAAGUGGCACCGGAUUGCGAUCAGCGUGGAAAAGAAGACAGUCACGAUGAUUGUGGACUGCAAGAUGAAGACCACAAAGCCCCUACCCAGAAGUGACAAACCUAUUGUGGAUCCCACAGGCAUCACUGUAUUUGGGACUCGUAUCCUAGAUGAAGAGGUGUUUGAGGGUGACAUCCAGCAGCUACUGAUCAGCGAUGACCCCAAAGCUGCGUAUGACUACUGUGAACAUUUCAUGCCGGACUGUGACACCCCAGCUCCCAACAAACCCCAGGCCCAAGAACCACAAGUGGAUGAGAAGAAGAAAGCCAAUACCAAAACGAAGAAGAAGCCAGUGCCCCCUAAAUCAAAGAACAAACCCAUAAAGGUCACGCCCAAAAAAUCAAUUGCACCUAAGAAGAAGAAGGGCAGGACUGAUUACCAGGCGUCAGCAAGAAAAAGAAUAGGGGCCAAUGUAGUGGAAUACAAUCCAGAACAGUACGGCGACUAUGGCUAUCAGACGGAUACCCCUGCUCUUACUACUGGACCCAAUGAGCCAGCACCUGUGGAGACCUUUGAGGAGGAAUCCAUUUUGGAGGAACCCUUUGUGGAAGAGUACAUAACAGGAGAGGAUUAUGAUUCAGAGAAAAAGCUGGUUGAGGAAUCAGAAUAUGGGGUAAACACUGUAGCCCCAACACCCACUGAGACUGAGACGGUUGUAGGAGGAGAUUUAGGCGAAUAUGAUAUGUAUGACUAUAAAGAGUAUAAAGAAUACGAAGAUAAACCAACCAACGCCAAAGGAGAUGAGUUCGGACCAGGGGUACCGGCCGAGACUGAUGUCACAGAGACCAGCGUGAAUAAUUAUGGUGGAUAUGGUGAAAAGGGCCAAAAAGGAGAACCUGCUGUGAUUGAGCCGGGUAUGUUGAUAGAAGGACCUCCUGGACUAGAAGGGCCUGCGGGUCUUACUGGUCCUCCUGGUCUACAAGGACCUCCUGGACCUUCUGGAGACCCUGGUGAGAGAGGUCCUCCUGGUCGCUCUGGAUUGCCUGGAGCUGAUGGGUUACCUGGACCCCCUGGCACCAUGCUCAUGCUACCAUUCCGUUAUGGAGGAGAUGGACAAAAAGGACCACAAGUCUCAGCUCAGGAAGCACAGGCUCAAGCCAUUCUGCAACAAGCUAGGAUUGCAAUGCGGGGACCUCCUGGCCCAAUGGGUCUAACUGGAAGAUCUGGCCCUGUGGGACAACCUGGUUCACCAGGAAACAAAGGAGACCCCGGAGAUCCAGGCCCUCAGGGUCCCAGAGGAAUUCAGGGUUCACCAGGGCCCAUGGGAAAAGCUGGUAAAAGGGGACGCUCAGGAGCUGAUGGAGCCCGUGGUAUGCCUGGAGAACCUGGAGCCAAGGGUGACAGAGGAUUUGAUGGCCUUCCAGGUCUGCCCGGAGAGAAGGGACACAGGGGUGACAAAGGUCCACAAGGUCCACCAGGGCCACCAGGAGAAGAUGGUGAGAGGGGAGAAGAUGGAGAGGUUGGACCCCGGGGAUUGCCCGGUGAACCCGGUGAACGAGGAUUGCUGGGACCAAGAGGACCCCCUGGACCUCCAGGACAACAUGGUAUUGCUGGUGUUGAUGGACCCCCAGGCCCUAAAGGAAAUCAAGGCCCACAAGGAGAGCCAGGCCCUGCUGGCCAACAAGGAAUCACUGGUCCUCAAGGUCUCCCUGGUCCACAAGGCCCCAUUGGUCCCCCUGGUGAGAAGGGCCCACACGGAAAGCCCGGUCUUCCUGGACUACCUGGAUCUGAUGGACCCCCAGGCCAUCCUGGUAAGGAAGGACCUCCAGGAGAAAAGGGAGCAGCGGGUCCCACUGGCCCUCAAGGACCAAUUGGUUACCCAGGACCUCGAGGAGUUAAGGGAGCAGAUGGCGUGCGUGGUUUGAAGGGAGGCAAAGGAGAAAAGGGGGAGGACGGUUUUCCAGGAUUUAAGGGUGAUAUGGGACUUAAAGGAGACCGGGGUGAGGUUGGACCUCUUGGUCCAAGAGGAGAGGAUGGCCCAGAAGGUCCAAAGGGAAGAUCUGGUCCAACAGGUGAUGGCGGUCCCCCUGGUCUAGCUGGUGAAAAGGGUAAACUCGGAGUACCAGGAUUACCAGGAUAUCCCGGACGACAAGGUCCCAAGGGUUCCACAGGCUUCCCAGGAUUUAAUGGAGCCAACGGCGAGAAAGGAGCACGGGGUGUAGCUGGCAAACCAGGUCCAAGGGGACAACGAGGUCCAACGGGUCCACGUGGCGCUAGAGGUCCAAGAGGUCCUACUGGAAAACCAGGUCCUAAGGGCACAGCUGGAAACGAUGGCCCCCCUGGCCCACCUGGUGAAAGAGGACCUCAAGGACCACAGGGCCCUGUAGGGUUCCCAGGACCAAAAGGCCCCCCUGGACCUCCUGGAAAGGAUGGGUUGCCCGGCCACCCUGGACAACGUGGAGAAACAGGUUUCCAAGGAAAAACUGGGCCCCCAGGUCCCGGAGGUGUAGUUGGUCCUCAGGGUCCAACUGGAGAGACUGGUCCUAUUGGAGAAAGAGGCCACCCUGGGCCACCAGGUCCUCCUGGAGAGCAAGGAUUGCCAGGGGCAGCUGGGAAAGAGGGUGCAAAGGGAGAUCCAGGUCCCCAAGGUGUUGCUGGGAAAGAUGGCCCACCAGGUCUGCGUGGAUUCCCCGGUGAGAGAGGCCUCCCUGGAGCUACGGGUGCAGCUGGCUUGAAGGGUGGAGAAGGUCCACAAGGUCCACCUGGUCCUCUUGGAUCUGCUGGAGAACGAGGUGCAGCAGGUGCUGCUGGGCCUAUUGGUUUGCCAGGAAGACCUGGUCCUCAGGGCCCACCAGGGCCAGCGGGAGAGAAGGGUGCUCCGGGUGAGAAAGGACCUCAGGGGCCAGCUGGACGUGAUGGUGUACAAGGACCUGUUGGACUUCCUGGACCUGCUGGUCCUCAAGGGCCACCUGGUGAAGAUGGUGACAAGGGUGAAAUUGGAGAGCCUGGUCAGAAAGGAGGAAAGGGAGAUAAGGGAGAACAGGGUCCUCCAGGACCAGCUGGUCUACAGGGUCCAGUUGGAGCACCAGGUCCAGCGGGUUCAGAUGGAGAGCCUGGUCCCAGAGGUCAGCAGGGAAUGUUUGGUCAGAAGGGAGAUGAAGGUCCUCGUGGAUUUCCAGGCCCCCCUGGCCCAAUUGGUCUCCAAGGGCUUCCAGGACCACCAGGUGAAAAAGGAGAAAAUGGUGAUGUUGGUCCAAUGGGUCCACCUGGUCCUCCUGGUCCAAGAGGACCUCAAGGUCCUAAUGGUGCUGAUGGUCCCCAAGGUCCUCCUGGGUCUAUUGGAUCUCCUGGUGGUGUUGGCGACAAAGGUGAACCCGGAGAGGCUGGAAACCCAGGUCCCCCUGGGGAAGUCGGUGUUGGCGGUCCUAAAGGUGAGAGGGGUGAGAAAGGAGAGGCUGGACCCCCAGGAGCUGCAGGACCUGCCGGGCCUAAAGGUCCACCAGGAGAGGAUGGUCCCAAAGGAAAUCCUGGUCCUGUUGGAUUCCCCGGAGACCCUGGUCCUCCUGGUGAACCUGGUCCAAGUGGUCAAGAUGGCGGUCCUGGUGACAAAGGUGAAGAUGGUGAAUCAGGACAGCCCGGUCCACCCGGUCCCUCUGGAGAAGCUGGACCCCCUGGCCCACCUGGAAAGAGGGGUCCUCCUGGAGCACAAGGUGCAGAAGGAAGGCAAGGAGAGAAAGGCGCUAAGGGUGAACCUGGAGCAGAAGGUCCACCUGGGAAGACAGGUCCUGUUGGAGCUCAGGGACCUCCAGGAAAACCAGGUCCUGAAGGUCUGAGAGGAAUUCCCGGACCCGUGGGAGAACAAGGCCUUCCAGGUGCUCCUGGCCAAGAUGGACCUCCAGGUCCAAUGGGACCUCCUGGCUUGCCAGGUCUGAAAGGAGAUCCUGGUACUAAGGGUGAAAAGGGACAUCCAGGUCUGAUCGGUCUAAUUGGUCCCCCUGGAGAGCAGGGUGAAAAGGGAGACAGAGGACUUCCAGGCCCACAAGGUUCUGCUGGACCCAAGGGAGACGGCGGUGUUAAUGGCCCUGCUGGUCCUUCCGGCCCCCCUGGACCUCCUGGUCUACCUGGUCCUCAAGGUCCUAAAGGUUCAAAGGGAUCAUCAGGUCUAGCUGGUCAGAAGGGAGACAGCGGAGUGCCUGGACCCCCUGGUCCACCAGGUCCCCCUGGAGAAAUCAUUCAGCCACUGCCCAUCCAGACACCAAAGAAGACCCGCAGAUCCUCAGAUGACAUGAUGGCAGAUGCUGGAGACAACAUUUUAGAAUACACUGACGGAAUGGAGGAGAUCUUUGGAUCUCUCAAUUCUCUGAAGCAGGACAUUGAGCGCAUGAAGUAUCCCAUGGGAACUCAAAACAACCCAGCUAGGACAUGCAAGGACCUACAGCUCUGCCACCCAGAGUUCCCUGAUGGUGAAUAUUGGAUCGAUCCAAACCAGGGAUGCUCUGGAGACUCAUUCAAAGUCUUCUGUAACUUCACCGCUGGAGGGGAAACCUGUAUUUAUGCAGACAAAAAAUCUGAAGGAGUCCGGAUUUCUUCCUGGCCCAAAGAAACACCAGGCUCCUGGUUCAGUGAAUUCAAGAGAGGCAAGCUGCUUUCUUAUGUGGACGUGGAGGGUAACUCAAUCAAUCAGGUACAGAUGACCUUCUUGAAACUGCUCAGUGCAUCCGCUCGGCAAAACUUCACUUACAGCUGUCACCAGUCAGUGGCUUGGCACGAUGCUGUGACCGACAGUUAUGACAAGGCCUUGAGGUUCCUUGGAUCUAAUGAUGAAGAAAUUUCCUACGACAACAGCCCGUACAUCAGAGCAAUUCACGAUGGCUGUGCACUGAGGAAAGGCUAUGCACGGACUGUCCUUGAAAUCAACACCCUGAAGAUAGACCAACUGCCUAUUGCAGAUGUGAUGAUCAGUGACUUUGGGGACCAGAAUCAAAAGUUUGGAUUUGAGGUUGGGCCAACCUGUUUCUUAGGUUGAGACCCCCACACGGACGAGCAGCUUAAAAAUAAUAAAAAAAAGUGUAAAAAAAAAUAUUUUUUUUUCUAAAAGAAAAACGUCAGGCUUGGGAAUACCUCGAAAGACGUGUAGGCCACAUGCAAGUUUUGAAUAUGGAUGGUGCAUAGGGGAAGAAAACAGACAUAGAGUUACCUAGGCAGAAUCACAUGACUUAAACAGAGAAAGCAUUUGUCAAAAAAAUAUGAAGGACUUAGAUGCAAUACUGUAGGGCCUGAUGUGCCUUCUUUCCUUGUGAAACUUUUUGGUGCUGGAAAAAUAUGCAAAGCAAGCUUCGUCCAUCAUAGGUGCUAUUAAAUUCUUGUGAAUGGAUCUACCAGAUAUAUUCCAUAUAUUACAUUUCUUUGUACCUAACUUAAUGCUUGCAUGUCCUUUUUCCAAAACUUGCAUGUGACUAAGGUUUGAGCCUUAUUCAUAACAUCAUUGAAACAUGGAAGGUUCCCCACUGUGUGAAAUGGAUACAGUGUCUGUAUUGUGCAAAAUAAUGUAAUUCCCAUGGACCGACCCCCAUUUUUCUCACUCCAAAUAAAGUCCCUUUGUAUAUAUUGAUGUGGAAGACCUCUCUUAUUUGCUGUUGCUAAACAAAUGAAAAUAUAUAUAUAUAUUUACAGUAUCUAUAUAUAAUUAAGCCUCAGGUUGCCAAACUGGAAAGCAAAGUAGGUAAAUUGUCUAAAUUACCAAUUUUUCUGUGCUAGGUUUUUGAAAAAUGAUGCCAUUUUGGUGCAAUAUUUGAUGGUGCUAAUACCUCAUUCCAGGAUGUCAUGACAUGCAUGUAUAUACCUAAAAUAACUUCUUUUUUUUAAUUAUUAUUUGUGGUCGGGGAAAUAUGUAUUAAAAAGAAUAUUUCUGUAUUAGAUGUUUGUCAAUUCUGUGUAAAAUCGAUGGUAAAAACGUGAAUUUAUUUUAAUUUCUGUAUCAUUGAGGUUUGUGCAUCUUCAAAUCACAUAAUAUUAAAUUGGACUCAAAACAGAUCUUUAUGUAUUUGUUCGGUGUUUACUGAUACUUUUAAGAGUGGUUGUAUUAUAUCCGUGUUUUUAAGAACGCAGAUAUAAUUGAGAAGCGCUAGGCCCUUCUAGUUUUAUCAAGAUAUACUUCUACAUGUUUUGUACGUCUGUGCAUUUGUGUGUAAACCAUUUUAUGGCAUCAAUAUUUAUACAUAAUAAAAUGUUUUACAUGGAUCCAUGCACACAAAUAAACCAACAUGUUUAGGUCAUGUGAUUCUACCUGGUUAAAAGGGACUGGUAAUUAAACAGGUAAGAUGAUUUGUCUACCAAACUUUUUUAAUUCGGAUUUAAAAUUUCAUCUGGUUUUCCUCCCCUUUCUGGAAAUAAAGCUGGAAAUAAAGAUACUUUAAUAAAAUAAAAUAAAAAUAAAUCUCUUUUGUAAUUAUUUUCAUAAUAUAUGUAAGACUUGAAAAUUGUGUGUUACUCUUUCAUAAAUAAACUGUUAAAUUAAUUGGUCUCAGAUCCCACUAGUUCAUUUUCCCAGUGACAUUUCAUUAACAGAGAAGAGGAUUAAAAGUUGUCUUUCUUUUGCUGUCGAAGGUCCGUCUUGUCUUAUUUUCUCGCCUUUCCUCAAAGUUUGUCAGCGCGAAGAAGAUAUGAGGAUUUUAUCAAUAAAUUCACAUCCUGUUUACAUUAAA